GUGAUGUCUGCCUCCUCCUGACCACCCUGGGGGCGCAGCUGAAGUUGAUGGAUGAGGAUCAGAAAAUCCAGUCAGUGGACCUUGUGACAUUCCUGACCGAUGCGACCUUGCCCCGAGUGGGCGCAAAGCCGCAAAUCAUCCACUCAGUGACGAUUCCUUUCCCAGGUUCCAACAGCUUCCUCGAUACCUUCAAGAUCAUGCGAAGGCAUAUGAACACACACGCCGAGCUGAAUGCGGGCUUUGUGUUCGAGUUUGCUGCAGAUGGUGGUGUGGGCAUUUCUGAUGUGAGGAUGGUCUUCGGCAACGUGGAGCACAAGCCAUUCGUGGCGGACACCUCGGUUAAGGCGCUCCGCGGCCAGUCUCUGACCUCGGCCACCAUCGAAAGUGUGGGCAAGGUGCUGCGAGCUGAGAUCGAGGCCCACAUCCAAGAGCCAUCUGUCCCGGAGCCGCCCUUCCUGGUGGUGGACAAGGAGUAUCGUGUGAAUCUCGCCUGCAACCUCUUUGCGAAGGCUGCGCUGAGGGCCCGUCAGGCGCGCGGCGCGGCGCUGACGCCGGAGGAGUUGAGCGCCGUCGCGGCGCCGGAGAGGGCCGAGUGCUCGGGCGACCAGAAGUUCACGGUGGAUGCCACAACAGCACCAAUCGGACAGCCUUUGGAGAAGUUCCAGGCUUUGGACCAAGCUUGCGGCACCGCGCAGUACGUCGCAGACGAGCCGAUCCGGCCCCGCACACUCUUCGGCGUUCCCGUGCUUGCUGAGAAAGUGGCCGUGGUCAAGUGCAUCGAUGUGGUGGAGUGUAUGGAGGUGGCCGGCGUCACGAGCUUCAUCUCGGCCGCCGACCUCAAAGAGCUAGGUGCCGAGAACGACCUCAAGCCCGCCUUCCCAGCGAAGAUCUUCGCUGACCAGACAGCGCCCACCAAGCACGUCGCUCAGUUUGUUGGCAUGGUGCUGGCUGAUACCUUGGAGGCAGCCCGACGCGGCGCGGGACUUGUGCAUGUGGAGUAUGCAGAGGACGCCGCACCAGUUGUGAAGGUGGCAGAUGCGGUCAAGCUCGGAAAGGUGGAGGAGAAGCAUGGGCCACUCCGCGUGGGCAAAGCCGGGGGCGCAGCAGACGUGGCCACGGUGGAAGGCAAGCUCGUCUCUGCCGGGCAAAAGCACUUCUACCUGGAGACCCAGACAACCUACGCCUACCCGGACGGCACUGGCGGACUGGUCGUGAACAGCUCCUGCCAAGUCCUGGACUGGGCGCAGACAAUGCUUUGCAAGGUCUUGCACAUGCCCAAGAGUAAGAUCACCUUGCAGAACCAGCGCCUGGGUGGGGCCUAUGGUGGGAAGGCAGCACUCUUUGCACCGGUCUGCGCCGCCACGGCCGUGGCGGCGCUGCGCACCAAGCGCCCCGUGCUGGUGCAGCUGGACAGGACGCCCGACUUCCGCGCGCUGGGUGCCCGUGCACCCUUCGACGCCUCAUGGACGUGCAGCUAUGAUGUGUCCAGCGGGAAAAUCAGCACCCUGAAGCAGGACGUCCUGCAGAACGUGGGCUUCGACAUGAUGGGCUUCUCCCAGGCAAGCAGCGUGAACUGCUAUGACAUUCCGCAUGCUGAGCUUCACUGCAAAGGUGUAAUCACCGACUUGCCCAUGAACACUUGGAUGCGCGCCCCUGGAGAUUUUGAGGGGGCCAUCAUCAUGGAAGCAGUCAUGGAGCAGGUGGCCAGAGCGGCGCAGAAGGAGCCCUGGCAGCUCCAGGAGGCCAACCUGGCCCCGGGCAUGGAGAAGGCCUGGCAAGCCCUGAAGGCGAAGGCGAAUUUCGACAUGGCCCGAGGGGCAGUCAAGGCCUUCAACGAGUCCAACCGAUAUCGCAAGAGGGGCAUCUACUGCAUGGGCUCACGCUACAAGCUCCCUCCGGCGCAGUGGACCGAGAAGUGCUACCUCAGGAUCAACACAGACGGCUCGGUGAUCUUGGAGCACACCGGUCUGGAGGUGGGCCAGGGCAUGGACACGAAAGCACUCCAGGCGCUGACCAUGGAGCUGAAGAAGAUCGCUGCCGACUUUACCAUGGACAAGAUCAGCAUCCGUCUUCCGAAGAGCACUGCUGACUCCAGCUGGGCAGGCAUCACCGGCACGUAUGGCAGCUGCACCUCAGAGACGGUGGUCAGCGCCAUCCUGGAUGCUGGUGGGAAGCUGCAGAAGGAGCUCGCACCCUACACCACGCCGGGCAAGCUGUGGGCACAGGUCAUCGCUGAUGCAGUCAAGGCCGGCGCCACCCUCUACCAGGCAGGAAAGACCAGUGUGGCCAAGGAACCCCUGUCUGACUAUGACCUCUUCAGCGCCGGCUGUGCGCAGGUUGAGAUCGACGUUCUUACCGGCGAGACCCAGGUGCUGUCCUUCGAUAUCAUCUACGAUUGCGGCAAGAGCCUGAACCCAGCUGUGGACAUCGGUCAAAUCGAGGGCUGUGUCAUUCAAGCCUUGGGCUUUGGCUUGCUGGAAGAGGAGCAGAGGAGACCGGAUGGCGCACUCAUCAACUGUGGCACUUGGGAGUACAAGAUUCCCAGCGGCCAAGAUAUUCCUGUGCGCAUGACGGUGGAGCUUCUCCCCUGUGAGGACCCGAGCGCGCCCGUGAUGGGCUCAAAGGCUUCCGGUGAGCCAGCGAUGCUGCUGGGCGGCGCCACCUUCUUCGCGGUGAAGGACGCCAUCGGCUACGCCCGCGCAGAUCUGGGGCUCAGCCGCGAGUUCCGCCUGGACCCACCUGCCUCUCCAGACAGGAUCCAGGCUGCCUGCGGCACCAAGAUGCCAAACUGA
Symbiodinium natans is the source of this 2792-nucleotide messenger RNA. The record is from the annotation of a GenBank genome assembly. Lineage: Eukaryota; Dinophyceae; Suessiales; Symbiodiniaceae.